AUGAGUGGUGCUGGUGUCAAUACCAAUAUUGAUAAACGUAAUAGCUCUCUCAAUAUCUGGAUUACUCCAGAUGUUGGAAAUGAUGAACCGAAGGUGGAAUUUGCUGAGCCACGCAAUAAUUUGAUAUUCCCAGUGGAUGCUUGUGUAUUGGAGAAAAAAAGCAGUGGCACGAAAAAUUCCAAAAUUAAUGAAAGAAACAUUGAUUACGAUGAUAGCAGCACAGUUUCGAGUAUUCCACGAAAUGCACUUUUACACUUUUCUGGCCGUCCAAGUGUUCAACUUGUUACCGCAUUUUUCGAUGGUUUUCAUGUUCAAACCGAUAGAGCGAAUAGCAUAAAGAAGAAGACUUUUUUAACUUGUAUAAGUUUGAGUGCGGUUGCCACGAAUGGUGUUAUCGAAAGUGGUGGAACUUAUUUCAUGAUUUCGCGUAAUUUGGGCGCUGAGUUUGGUACAUCAGUCGGUAUUCUAUUCUAUUUAGCGAAUGCAUGCGCAUGUGCUAUGUAUAUUGUUGGAGCCAUCGAAGUACUACUGUUAUAUUUAUUCCCUACUAUAGCAAUUGGAGGUACUGACGUCGUAAAAGAUAUAGGUUUCAUGGGAAUGAUGUCCAAUAAUAUUCGCAUUUAUGGAACUGUUUUAUUAUUAAUCACAUUUUUUAUUGUAGCUCUUGGUGUGAAAUUCGUACAAUUUUUUGCUCCGGUGUCUCUAUUUUGCGUAUUAUUUUCAAUUUUAUCAAUUUUUGCUGGUACAAUUCAUAAGAGUAUUGUUAAUUCUGAACAUACAGUUUGCACAUUAAAUGAAUCAAUAGUUUUUCAAUCCAAAGCCUUUAUUCCUGAUUAUUUAAAUAAUACAGCUUUUGAUAAUCAAUGUCCAUAUUGUACAACUGAUAACGUAAAGCUACUCAAUAAUUUAUGCGGGAAUAUAAAUGCUGAAAAUUGUACAGAAAUGGCGAAUAAGUCUUUAUCAUGCAUUUAUGCAUUUCCUGGUAUACGAAGAAAUACUUUUAACGAGAAUUUAAUGAGUAACUAUAUGAAUGAAGGUGAAUCUGCACAAAGGGUUGUGGCGCGCAAGUAUAUCGACAUUUUCCAGGAUAUAAGCACGAAUUUCUUCGUAAUUUUGGCAAUAUAUUUUCCGAGUGUGACGGGCAUUAUGACGGGGUCGAAUAUGAGCGGUGAUCUUCGCGACCCACAAAAAAAUAUUCCUGUUGGAACUAUAGCUGCUCAACUAUUCACCUCUAUAAAAUAUUAUAAAUAUAAGUAUAAAUAUGAAUUUGAUAAAUUAGGUCCCGUAUUACGUGACAAAUAUGGGCAAAGUUUACGAGGUCGUGGCAUGGUUGUGGCUGAAAUGGCUUGGCCAUCGCCUUGGAUUAUUCUUGUUGGAUCAUUUACAUCUUGUUUUGGAGCAGCACUCCAGUGUUUAUGUAGCGCACCAAGGCUUUUAUAUUCAAUCACGAAAGACGAUGUAUUACCAUUUUUACAAUUGUUCCGUGUACUUAACAGAUGGAAUGAACCUUUUCGAUGUACGAUUUUAACGGCGAUUCUCGCUGAAUUGGUGAUACUUGUCGCUGCUAUCGACAGAAUAGCGCCAAUAGUUGAUUUUUUCUUUCUGAUGUGUUAUGCAUUUGUCAAUUUGAUAUGUUUCCUUCAUUCGAUUCUUGGAGCACCAAAUUGGCGACCACGUUUUAAAUAUUAUCACUGGUCAUUAUCAUUGCUAGGUGCUCUAAUAUGUCUCUUUAUCAUGUUCUCGACCCACUGGAUUUAUGCAACUAUAGUAUUGCUUUUAUGUGCUGCUAUAUACAAAUAUGUUGAUUGGAAAGGGGACAAAAAAGAGUGGGGAGAUGGUAUACGAGGACUCGUUCUAAGCACGGCCCAGUUUUCUUUAUCAAAAUUAGAAGAUAAGAUACCACAUCCGAAAAAUUGGAGGCCUCAACUUUUGCUCAUCACAAAUUUACCGUCUUGUCAUGAAUCAAAUCAAGAAGAGACAACUAGGAAGCUACUACAUCUUGCUAGUCAACUCAAAAAAGGUCGAGGACUUACUAUAGCAGUUUCACUGCGUGGUGGCGAUCCAACUGAUAGCGAUGAAAAAGCUUCGAUUGCUGCUAUGAUGAAAACUAAAUUGGCAUUUGAAAUGACAGUGGCUAAGGUAAGAGGAUUUUGUUCCUCACUGAUAUAUGAUACUGAUCAGGUUGAAGCUGCAUUAUCAACUCUGAUACAAAGCAGUGGUAUUGGCCCCCUUCAUCCUAAUACUCUUCUAGUGCCUUAUCCUGAACUUGGAGGUGUUGGCAGUAAUUACUGGAGUUUUUUGCAUCGAUUACAGCGAGGCGCAGCAGAAGAUAUGUCCUUGCUAAUUCCUAAAGGCAUUCUACUCUUUCCAGAACUAGAAGAUCGAAUAAGUGGUUUAAUCGACGUCUGGUGGAUACUUCAUGAUGGAGGGCUUCUUUUGCUUAUCUCUUUCCUCCUGAAACAACAUAAGGUGUGGCGCUCUUGCAAAAUGCGUAUUUUUGUUGUUGUGCAACAUUCUGAUAACCAAUUCAAAAUGCGAAUGGAAAUGGAAGAAUUCCUCUAUCAGAUGCGUAUCGAUGCCGAACUUAUUCUAGCAGAAUUUGAUUCGCCUGACAUAUCAGCAUAUGAAGUUCAAAGAAGUAUCGAUGUGAAUAGAGAAUUCGCAAGACGACAAACGAGGGUUAGUUUAGCGCAACUUAUUCUCGACCAACAUCGUGGAUCACGCGACUUUCUGGACGAAAAGCCCUUGAAAAAUCCUAAAGAUAUCACUCAAUUUAACGAAAAUAAUGAUAAGAGUGGAAUUCAAUUUAACCAAAAUAAUGAUACGAGUGGAAUUCAAGAAGAUUAUUUGGACCAUCCUAUGCAACAUGUCGAAACGCCGAAAUCACCAGAAAAUAAUCGAAGAGAAGUUGAGCGCACAUUUACAUUUACACCAUCGAUGGCGGUCCACGACCAUAUACCAAAAAAAAAAGAAAAGAAAUCAAGUAUACAUUCAGCUGUUCGUUUAAAUGCGAAAAUUGUUGAAAAAUCACAACGAAGCGCUUUAAUUGUUUUGAAUCUUCCCGAACCUCCGAAAACUCAAACUUCUUUUGAAAAUUAUAUGCGAUAUUUAGAUGUUCUUACACAUAGUUUAAAAAGAGUUUUGUUAGUUCGGGGAACUGGCAAUGAAGUUAUCACUAUGUAUUCGUAA
Messenger RNA from Dracunculus medinensis (Guinea worm), 3189 nucleotides. NCBI's taxonomy places the organism in Eukaryota, Metazoa, Nematoda, Chromadorea, Rhabditida, Dracunculidae. The record is from the annotation of a GenBank genome assembly.